Molecule: messenger RNA, 1804 nt
Organism: Diachasma alloeum
Lineage: Eukaryota; Metazoa; Arthropoda; Insecta; Hymenoptera; Braconidae
Exons: 8
Coding region: 82-1245 (387 amino acids)
Source: RefSeq, a predicted model, not a curated record
CAAGUCGGAUGCGUUUUUCGAGGCGCAGUUAGGCGAGAAUCGUCCGAGUAUCACGACCAGUUCAGUUAUUCGCGAUAAAUAAUGCAUUGGGUGGACUGGUCCGACAAGCGUUCUGUCAAACGUAGAAUGGUCAAAGUGGGGGAGGACAGCGAUGGAUCUACCCUCGUCGUCGCUAGGUGCUGGAGGGACGACGAUCUCAUUCCUUGCAAGGCUAGACCGGCACAGGGGAUAGCUUUCUGCGCUCAUCAGAACAGAGAAUGGAACAUGUAUCGUUUUUCGGUUUUGAUGAUGGAUAGGGAUGACUAUGAAUGGGUGAAGGUUAAUAAUCUUCGAAUCCCUGACAAUGCAAUCGUGGCGGGCCGAACGAAAGAAGGCGAGCCUCUCUACGUUGGUCGAACCACUCACAAUGACUACGACGUUGCAGGGAAGGUGUCACACAACAGCGGCUUGCUAUACUAUUCUUAUUAUUGGACGGAGUACGUCAGCAGAAGCUAUCAGAUUUUGGUGGAAAAGGAUUAUAUUCAAGUUUUGCUGGAAAUGGCCUUGAAUUUAUCAGACAUGUCAAGACGUCCGGACCCCGAAUCUCUGUGCGUCAGCCCUUCCGCGAAUCCAAUCUCCCUCUCUUGUCAGUCAAACCGUUUUUUCACCCUGUUAUCUGAAUUACGUCACAGUGGGCGGUGUCGAGUGGGUCUACCGACUCGGUUGGCACUUGGCAGUUGCUCUACGAUCAGGCCACUAGCGAGGAAGUGGAUCGAGGAGAAGAAACUCGGGAAUCGGUGGCUCAGCAAUAUUUCAAAAUCAAAAAUGCCAGGAGGUUACAGGUGGGUGAGGUACUCAGGUGCACGUUAUGUCGUACCUGGGAUGGUAACAGUGGGCCAUGACCUCGAUGGUAGCUGUCUUGUUGUCGGCAGGGCCCAUCAUCAGGGCGAUAUUCUACCGGCCAAGGCUAAACCCGAGCAUGGGGUCGCCUAUGUUGCCUACGGCGGGAGUGAAAUUAUAAAACAUGAUUUUGAGGUGUUGAUGCCAGCGGAGUUUAGAUGGAUACCAUCAAGUAACGGUCACGUUCCUCCUGGCGCUGUCGACGGUGGUCGAACAAGUUCAGGAGAGCCUCUCUACGUGGGUCGAGCCAUCCACAAUGGGGUACCAUGCGUAGGAAAGGUACACCCUAGCCAUGGAAGUCUGUACAUCCCUUACAAUGGACAGGAGAUUCCUUUGAGACAAUACGAGGUCUUGGUUCAACACUGAAAUCCACAGGCUCAUGUGUUGAGGAAUUAUGAUGUUGUGAUGAAUGCCUAAUAAAGUAUUUUUAUUAUAUUCCCAAACUUCUACAUUAGAACUAAUGGAUUUGACAAGUCUCACGUAAGAGAUAAACCAAUUAAAUCAAAGUUAUUUAAUUGAAAUGUCGAUGAAUGUGAGAAUGACAAUGAAUGGGAUACUCAGACAAUUAAAUUCUAGUUAAUACGAAAAAUAAAUUUUUGCGUCCAGAAAAUAUUUGUUAACGCAUUUUUACAUUGACUACCGAAACUUUUUGAUGAAGGGGACAAAUAAUUCAAUGAUGUUUCUCGUGAUAAAAUUCGUCAAUAAAAUGAAACGCAUUGAUGAAUACAAGAGGGAAUUACGCGUUGAUCCGAAUGGAUUGUAAACAAAAUUGUGGAUAUACCUAUUCCCCAGAAAUAAUUAUUUCUACAUUAAAACAUGACUUAGAACAAUUAAAUACAAGUUGUCCAAUUGAUAAUUUUAAUGAAAUAUUCUGACAAUGCAAAUCUAGCGAAUAUGCAUAAUAAUAUGAAAAAAAAUUGUUACU